Messenger RNA from Coniophora puteana RWD-64-598 SS2, 1572 nucleotides. RefSeq names its product cytochrome P450. Lineage: Eukaryota; Fungi; Basidiomycota; Agaricomycetes; Boletales; Coniophoraceae. Gene Ontology annotation, molecular function: monooxygenase activity; oxidoreductase activity, acting on paired donors, with incorporation or reduction of molecular oxygen; heme binding. The transcript is spliced from 9 exons. The record is from RefSeq and is a predicted model, not a curated record. Bases 1 to 1572 code for a protein of 523 amino acids.
AUGGAUUACCUCCGUCACCUUGCUGAACAUCUCCCCUUCUCUGUCACCGAUCAGACUUCCCUGACUCCGGUCACUGGAGCAGUCGCCGCCUUCACCGCUUUCCUCGCCUUGUACUCCAUCAAGAACGCCGCUUCGUCCAGCCAGAAGAGGAGCCCUCUACCUCCUGGCCCACCGACGAAGUGGUUUUGGCAGAACCCUUUUCCGAAGAGGGAUGUUGCUCGUAACUUCGCCGCAUUGGCAGACCAAUACGGUGGCGUUUACACUUUGAGUGCGGGAAACAACAAGUUCGUCGUCGUGGCGAGCUAUGAAGCGGCCCUUGAGAUCAUGGAGAAAGCUGGGGGCUCGACCACUGAUCGUCCGCGUUCGGUUGUGGGGGGUGAGCUCAUGGCGCGGUCGGGGCGUCUAAUAUUCGAGGGCGCUGGAGACCAUUUCCGAACCGUGCGCAAGGCGGUGCAUACCGCACUGCAGCCUAAAGCGGCGAAGAGCUACCAGCCAAUUCAGAUUGACCAUGCUCGCCGUGUUAUCCUGAACAUCAUGGAUAACCCAGACAAGUUUGCUGAUCACCUCCAGUCCUACGCCUCCUCCGUGACCAUCCAAAUUAUGUAUGGCAAGUGCACACCAACCUCCGCCACCUCACCAGAAGUGCAGCGCAUCCUUCAAAAUGGGCGAAACGGCAGUAACUCCUUGAUCCCGGGGCGCUUCAUAAUUGAGGCGCUGCCUGUCUUGAAGCCACUCCACCGCCUCGGGGGAAUGAAGCGCAUCUGUGACGCGCUCGAGAACACACCGGGGAUUUGGUGGCUGGGCAGGGCUGAGGGCACCGCCGCAUCGUCCUUCCUGCGUAACAUGAUUGAGACGCAGGACGAGCACAGGCUACCCGACUAUGAACUCGCCGAGGUCACGUCCAUCCUCUUUGGCGCGGGCAGCGACACGACCACAGUUGGCCUUAACUUCGCCAUCCUCGCGGCGGCCGAGUUUCCUGAAGAGCUCAAGAAGGUGCAUGAGGAGCUCAAUAAGGUCGUUGGGCGGGAACGAGCGCCCAGCUUCAACGACAUGGGCAGCCUCCCGCUCCUACAGGCGUUCAUCGAAGAAGUGCUCCGCUGGCGCCCUAUCGUACCUAUCGGUAUUGCGCACAGUGCGAACAAAGAUGUCCAUUAUAACGGCUACGUCAUUCCGGAGGGCACGACGAUUCUCGGCUCUCACUGGGCCAUCUCGCGCGACUCCACCGCGUACCCCAAUCCCGACUCCUUCCUCCCCUCCCGGUGGCUCGAGAGCCCCACUACCUCUCCGCCCUCUUCCCCAAAGCUCCGCACAGACCUCCGCUUCUUCACAUACGGCUUCGGGCGGCGCGUCUGCCCCGGGCAGCACGUCGCGAACCGCUCGCUGUUCCUCAACCUCGCACUCAUCUUCUGGGCAUUCGACGUUGUGCGCCCGAGCAAGGACACGGUGUACGAUAUAGACGGGUGGAAGGAUACGUUGGUCAUGAGGCCGCCGCCGUUUAAGGUCAGAUUUGUGCAGAGGGUGCCGAAGGACAUCGUGAGGAGGGCGUUGGGUGAUAUGGGUGGGGAGAACUAA